AGGCAGUUCCACGUAAGAAGCGCAAAGUGACUGUUGAUUCUCGUUUUAAAUCAAUGUUUACUGACAAACGCUUUCAAGUCAAAUAUAAAACUGACAAAAGAGGCUCGGCAAUGCAAGAAUCAUCUUCUGAAAAUCUUAGAAAAUAUUACGAUAUUUCAACAGCUGAUGAUGAUGGUAAUAGCUUAGAGGAAAAGGUGAAGGAAAAAGAAAAUGAAAUAGAAGGCAAUGUAGAGGAGGAAGAAGGAGAUAAUGAUGACAUUAAUGAAGAACAAGAAGAUGAAAAUGACUCUGAAGAAAGAGAGAAAGAAGAAUUUGAUGAAGAUGAGAGUGAGAGUGACAUUGAAAGUGAUGCCUCAUCAACUGAUAUUGAUGAUGAUGACUUGCUCAAUACACUAACAAAAGAUGGAGUAUUUUCUCAGUGGCUGGAUGAGACUGAGGCUGUGCCACAAUCAGAAUCAACUGGUUACAGACUAGCAUUAUGCAGUAUGAACUGGGACAGAGUCAAUGCAGUGGAUCUGUAUGUUCUCUUCAAUUCUUUCAAGCCGACAGUUGGCAUGGUGAAAUCUGUCACUAUCUAUCCUAGUGAUUUCGGUCAGGAGAGACUGAGAGAAGAAGAGACUCAUGGACCCACAGAACUAGUGAAGACUCAUCAGUCUUGCCCAGAGGAGGAAAAUGAUCCAACACUCUCUGAGGACCCAGGCAGUUCUGUCUAUCACGAGAAGUUACGUGAAUAUCAGUUAAAGAGACUCUCCUACUAUUACGCAAUAAUUGAAUGCGAUUCCGCUGCAACCGCGGAACAUAUAUACGAGGAAUGUGAUGGACUUGAACUUGAGCUAAGUUCUAGUACAUUGGAUCUAAGAUUUGUUCCUGAUGACAUGACUUUUACCGACAGCAAGCCGUCGUCAAUAGCAACCGAAUCGUCACUAACUAAAGACUAUGAGCCACCAGAGUUCAUGACUAGCGCUCUCCAGCAGUCAAAAGUUCAGCUGACGUGGGACGAGACUAACCCGGCCCGCUUGAAGAAAACAAUGAGACAACACAAUAAAGAGGAUCUUAGUAACAUUGAUUUUGAUACAUUCCUUGGCUCUUCAUCAGAUGAUGAACAGGAAUCAUCAAAAGAAGACUCCAUUAAGAAAUACAGAUCAUUAUUGGGUCUUCAAGAUAAUGGAAAUGACACGAAGAAGGAGAAGGAAGAGGAGGAGGAGCUUGAAAUAACAUGGAAUAUAGGUUUAAAAGAAGGCAAGGAGAUAAGCAAUGAAAAAGAUGUUAUGCCCCUCAAUGAUGAUAAAGAUAAAGGAUUUGAUGAUCCUUUCUUCUCUGACAAGAAAUCAAUGAAAAGGAAGAAGAAGAAGCUAGAUCCAGAAGAGGAGAAGAGGAUUCAAAAAGAGAAAGAAGAGCUUGAGCUCCUUGUCCUCUCUGAUACAGAAGACACAAGAGAGCACUUUAGCCUCAAGCAGAUAAUGAAGGAAGAGAAGAAAGAGAGUGCUAAACUGAAGAGACGAAAAAGAAAAGAGAAGACCAAGGAAUCAUCUGCUGUCAGUAAUUUUGAAGUUGAUCUCCAUGAUCCAAGAUUCUCUGCUUUAUACAAGUCACAUCACUAUGCUAUUGAGCCAUCAAGCCAGCAAUACAAGGCAACUAAAGGUAUGAAGAAGCUGUUGAAUGAGAGACAAAAAAGAAGAAAAAUUGAUACAGAAGAAGUUACUGAGAAUAUUGAACAUCAAAAACCAGAUAUGUCUCUCCCCUCUUCAUCAAACCUCCAAACAUUAGUGAAAUCUGUCAAAUCAAAAGCAGACUCGUUAAAGAAAAGAAAGCAAAUAUUAGUGAAGAACAGAAAGAUUCAUCGAAAAUGACACUAAAUUUUUGUAAACUUUUGUUAUUAGAACAAUAAUAAUUUGCUGUUUUCUAGUACUGAUAGUUCAUGUGAGUCCUUAUAUCGUCUAGUA
Messenger RNA from Amphimedon queenslandica, 1943 nucleotides. RefSeq names its product ESF1 homolog. NCBI's taxonomy places the organism in Eukaryota, Metazoa, Porifera, Demospongiae, Haplosclerida, Niphatidae. The transcript has 19 exons. The coding region runs from base 54 to 1850 and encodes 598 amino acids. Gene Ontology annotation, biological process: rRNA processing. Gene Ontology annotation, cellular component: nucleus. Gene Ontology annotation, molecular function: RNA binding. The record is from RefSeq and is a predicted model, not a curated record.